CCAAAUCCUCUGCGGGCAUAGAGGCCUCAACGCAUACACUUUCGAAAGCAAUCCAGAGAAGGAGAGAGCCAAAGGGAUAAAUGGGGAGGUGGGCGAUAGCGGUGCAUGGUGGCGCUGGUGUGGACCCAAAUCUCCCACAGCAGCGUCAGGAGGAGGCUAAACAACUCCUCACUCGCUGCCUCAAUCUAGGCAUCUCCGCUCUUCGCUCUAAUCUUCCUGCCAUUGAUGUCGUUGAACUCGUUGUCAGAGAACUGGAAAGCGAUCCUCUGUUUAAUUCUGGGCGAGGAUCUGCCCUAACUGAAAAAGGAACGGUGGAGAUGGAAGCCAGCAUUAUGGAUGGACCCAAUAGAAGAUGCGGUGCCGUAUCUGGCUUAACCACUGUUAAAAACCCAAUUUCCCUUGCCAGACUUGUGAUGGAGAAAUCUCCCCAUUCGUAUCUCGCCUUCUCUGGUGCAGAGGAAUUCGCCAGAAAACAGGGCGUGGAAUUGGAGCAAAAUGAUUACUUCAUCACCGAGGAUAACGUGGGGAUGCUGAAAUUGGCAAAGGAGGCCAAUUCCAUCCUGUUUGAUUACAGGAUUCCUCUGAAGACAUGCAGCGCCGGCGCUGCUGCGGCCAUGGAGAGUCCCUUGCAAAUGAACGGUCUUCCAAUCAGCGUGUACGCACCGGAGACUGUUGGUUGUGUGGCCGUGGACAUGGAGGGCCGUUGUGCUGCUGCGACCUCAACAGGUGGGCUAAUGAACAAAAUGACCGGUCGCAUAGGUGACUCGCCCCUGAUUGGGUCUGGGACCUACGCGUGUGAUCUCUGCGGGGUUUCAUGCACAGGGGAGGGUGAAGCCAUCAUCCGUGCGACUCUAGCCCGAGAUGUAGCGGCUGUGAUGGAGUACAAAGGGUUGGGGUUGCAAGAGGCAGUGAAUUUUGUGAUAAAUGAGAGGCUUGAUGGAGGGAAGGCAGGGUUAAUAGCGGUGUCUAGAAAUGGAGAGGUGGCUUGUAGGUUUAACACUAAUGGGAUGUUCAGGGGAUGUGCUACUGAAGAUGGGUUCAUGGAGGUUGGCAUCUGGGACUAAGUUUAAGUUUGCUUUUUGCUUUUUGCUUUUUGCUUUUGCUUUUGUUUUGGCGUGUGUUUGUGGGGGUAAAGCACUCUUCUGUGCUCAUUUAGCGAAACCACAAAUAAAAUUAGCAGUAACCAGAAAAGAAGCUUUUUGAAAUAAGUUUGUCCUGUAUCACACUUGAUCCAAUCGAAGAUAUUCAUAUCUUGCUUUGGUUAUUAA
This is a messenger RNA of Manihot esculenta (cassava), 1268 nucleotides long. Its product is annotated as probable isoaspartyl peptidase/L-asparaginase 2. Gene Ontology annotation, molecular function: hydrolase activity. NCBI's taxonomy places the organism in Eukaryota, Viridiplantae, Streptophyta, Magnoliopsida, Malpighiales, Euphorbiaceae. The record is from RefSeq and is a predicted model, not a curated record. The transcript has 4 exons. Bases 81 to 1064 code for a protein of 327 amino acids.